GUAAUAUACAGAGUAUAGAAAAUUAGGAAGGAGAAAAGGAGAAGAUGGAGAUUCGAGUGAAGUGUGGGUGUGGAGAAGAGGAGUGUAGGGAGUGGACGAUCUUAGAACUCCAAGGCGUCGUGGAAACUCAGUCUUCGUUUCAAGGUUCUGUUCAGAAUCUAGACAUCGGUCGUCUCUGUCACUCCGAUUCCUCCUCCCAGGAUAACUACACGUUCACGGUGGGUUACCAUGAACUCACAGGCUCCAAGGCGACUCUGAAGAAGCCAUUGCUUGUUUUGAAGAAGCUUCAAAAGUGUACAGAUGGUGACCCUUCAGAGAAAGAAACGGAACUGGAAGUUGUCGGGAUUAUAAGGUCAAAGAUCUUGUUUAAGACCAGACCUAAGCCUCUCUUUUCAGGAACAACAAGUUAGGCUGCAAGUCCAAUGUGAUACCUCUGGAUUGCUUCUUACUCCUUAUUGUUUCCUGUCUUGUAAGCUACAGAAGAGAUAAACUCAUGUACUACUCUCUGUUCUUUCUUUUCAAGAAACUUGAUUACGUUA
Raphanus sativus (radish) is the source of this 539-nucleotide messenger RNA. RefSeq lists its product as uncharacterized. The record is from RefSeq and is a predicted model, not a curated record. Gene Ontology annotation, biological process: mitotic sister chromatid cohesion. Bases 45 to 410 code for a protein of 121 amino acids. The transcript is spliced from 3 exons. Gene Ontology annotation, cellular component: Ctf18 RFC-like complex. NCBI's taxonomy places the organism in Eukaryota, Viridiplantae, Streptophyta, Magnoliopsida, Brassicales, Brassicaceae.